Molecule: messenger RNA, 3016 nt
Organism: Moneuplotes crassus
Lineage: Eukaryota; Ciliophora; Spirotrichea; Euplotida; Euplotidae
Source: the annotation of a GenBank genome assembly
GACUCGUCACUAGAUAGCUCAAUAGUCCUAGUUAGCAGCAACACUCAGCAUAAAAACAACAAACCAAUUGUGAGGAAGUCAAGCAAGCAGAUACAAAACAGGUCUCCAUUUGGCAAAAGAUAUUCCAAGAUCAUGAUGAAAUAAUCAGGAAGAGCUUAAGGCUAAGACAACUGAGACUAAAAAUGUGUUAUCUUCCGGGAUAAUAAACCAUCUCUGGACAAAAGGGAUACUUAAGAAGUUCAAACCAACCAAGCCUCAAACUGACGAACUUGAAGUUGAAGUUGGCUAUGACAAGAAAGCAGCCAAGGAGCUAGCUCCACAUAUAGGCUUUAAUGAGCGUGCUGACAAGAAAUAUCGAUGGUUUAUGGAGGUGACUCUAAAUCUCAAGCUCCCUGAAGGCUGGAUCAGAGAAAAAGGGCCAAAAGGACAGACUAUUUACUACAAUGAUCUUGAAGACGAAGCCACACUCGAGCAUCCAAUGACUUCCUUCUUGAGAUAAAAACUUUUCAUAAAGUUGUUACAGCAAACAUGGAUUCCAAAAAUAAGAAAAUUAUUGAAAAAUUACUACUCGACGAGGCAACCAAAAUAUCAAUCGAGAAACUAGCUAAGCGUAAAGCUCAUUUUGAGAAAUUGAAAGCUAACAAAAAGGGGAAUAUGAAAAGAAGAAUUGUCCUUGGAUCAAGUGCAGCUGCUCAGAUUCUUAACGAAGACAUAGAUGUUCUUAACAAAUACAAAUGUGAAACAGGUGAGUCUUUAAAGGAGCCUGAUAACAAGUCUACAAAGAGGUUUAUUAAACUCAAUGAAUUAACCACUCCACUGCCUAAGCCAAUUCAUUUGUCAGAAGAAGAGUUCAAUAGAAUCACCAACAAAUUCCAUAAUUCUUUGACACUCCUCGACACGCUGCUUGAUGAUAAUCUCGAAACUGUUCUUGUAGAUCCGAAUUAUCAUCAAUAUAUCAGAGAAAUUAUUCCUGAUGCGACAGAUGAUUUUAUUGAGAAUCUUUGAGAUUACUACUUUACUUCAUACAACAAGAAAGGCAAAGGGUCCUCCUUUCUCACUCCUAAAACAGCGAAUCCGCUGCCUCGACUGAAAAUUAUAAGAAAGAAAGUUCAACAGUCGGGAAAAGUGAGUAGAGCAUCCUCACCAAUCCUCGAAGAGUUUGAAGAGUCUUCUUCACAUUCAAGCAUCAAGAAGGUACCCAAGGCUUCGCUUGGGGGCAAGCCUUCUGAUGCUGAGAUCAUUGAGAUUAUCCAUCAAUUCAAUCUUGAUGAAAACUUGGUGCAUCUUCUGUACGAGAUAGAACUUUUAGUUGAAAAAUUUGCUGAAAAUGACAACCAUCUCUGGAGAUUUCGAUCCAUUAAUGGUCAAAAUUAUUGGGUCAAUAGAUUUAACAACAGUGUUAAGAAAGAGUACCCGUACUUGUUUACUCUGAAGUCUGAAGUCAGACAGAUUUUACACCAGAAAGGAAUCAUAUCUAGGAAGUCCUCCAAGAAUUUGAUUGAAGGCGAGUCUCGCGAGCAAAUCUCUCAAAAAGAUAAAAAGGAAUCCGAAAAUGACAUCCUCUCAAAUUCUUUAGAAAAUAGCAAAAUUACAAACCAAAAAUCUUACUCUAAGAAUACAAAAAAGUAUAGUCUGGUUACCAUGGAUGGGAGGGAACUCCUUCCUGAGAAAGUUGAGCCUAAAUUUGUCAUGGACAGACACCAAAUUGCCGCCAAGCUAGGCCUCAACGGACAAGAAAAUCUGGUAAAAUACAUUGAUAUACAAAGAGAUCAGAUCGCAAAUAUGUUUUGAAUGAAUAAAUCUGAAAGAUCUAUUAAAUACAACCUGGAUAACAUCAGGAGAGUCAUUGACAGAAAUCUCACUGAUGAGCAAUUAAUGGAUAUACUGUUCUACUGCCCCUUUCGGUUUCCAGACCUUGAUGCUAGAGAGCAGGAUUAUGGGAUAUAUACCUCCAACCAUGACCAAUUUGUCAAAGAGAGGUCAAACUCAUCGCAGAAACCAUUAAGAUCAGACACUAAUGAGAGUGCUAGUAAAGCUAGCAGAUUUAGCUUUCACAGAAGGAAUAAGUCUAAACUUGACACUCCCCUUGCUAAGAAUAUCCUGAAAGAUAUUCAUAAUUCUCAGAGCUCACUUGUUUCAGUUAGUGAUUCACAAGAAUCUGAAUCUCAGAAGAAAUUUAUACCACAGAGAAGAGAAUUGCUCAAACCAGGAGAAGGAAUCAAAAUUGGCCUUCUCCAGAAUAUUGGCCAAAGUAGAGAGAAUAUUCCCAAUAUCUCUAACGUUUCGAGUAAAAAGAGAGUAAAUAAUUACUCGAGUACUACAAGUGUGCAACAAAUAGAGGAUCUUAGAUCCUCAAAUAAGAAUCUGUUAAAGAUAGGAAAGAGGUCAUUCAAGAGGCAAACAACUCUUCUAAAUCCUAUUAAGAUCAGUCAGGAUUUUACCAAGCCGACACUACAGACUAAUUCAACUCCUAAUAAUCCCAAAAGUACUCCCAAUCGGCCAAAGCUGGCUGGGAAGACAAUAAGGACGCGAUUAUCUUCACAAGGUUUAGAGAUACAUAAAACACCUCAAAAGAGAAUUUCCAACAGCACUUCAGACCCCACCAAAAAACGGUCCUCCCUCUCUUCAACCAAAAGUCGGCCUCUCCUCCUUAACCCUUCCUCCAACAAGUACAAAUCGACUGACCCCCGACUGCUUCCCACCUUCCUCAAUCCAAAACCCCUCAAAAAUCUCAAAAAUUCCCAGCCCAGGAGGCGGACUUUCGCCGCUAGGAAGUACUCUUCCACUACGUUUUCUUUAAACAAAGCUGCAUUUGGUCAGACAAGGCGCAAUAGUACUUCUAAUAUUUCGAAACCUCUUAGGGCAAGGAAUCCACAAGUUCAGGCGGAGGAACUUGAGAAACUUGUAGUUGUAUCAACUAAGAUGGAGAUGCUGAGUAAGGAAGGAUCAGUAGCUGGAUCGGUGAAAAAUAGUCAGUAGGAAGAUGAGAGAGGGAUUUUUAGAGGAGAAAUGGCAU